Saprolegnia diclina VS20 is the source of this 1974-nucleotide messenger RNA. Its product is annotated as RuvB-like protein 1 (pontin 52). Gene Ontology annotation, molecular function: ATP binding; DNA helicase activity; ATP hydrolysis activity. Gene Ontology annotation, biological process: regulation of transcription by RNA polymerase II; box C/D snoRNP assembly; chromatin remodeling. Gene Ontology annotation, cellular component: Swr1 complex; Ino80 complex; R2TP complex. Bases 1 to 1974 code for a protein of 657 amino acids. The record is from RefSeq and is a predicted model, not a curated record. The transcript is spliced from 10 exons. Lineage: Eukaryota; Oomycota; Saprolegniomycetes; Saprolegniales; Saprolegniaceae.
AUGAAGCUCACGGAAAAGGACAUUGAGCGCUUGCCGUACCAUACUGCAAGGUCGUACUGCGGGAAGCACUCGCUGGGCACCAAGGGCCUCGCGUCCGAGCUGCGCCAGCGCAUUCGCAUCCACAUGGGCUAUGACGCACAGGCGUCAGGCGAUGAGAGUGACGAGAGCACGCUGCACGUGGCCACCGACCAUGGCGACGCCGAUCUCACCCGCGUGAGCUUCGACGCCAGCGACGAAGACGCCCUCAAGGUAGCCGCGCUAGCAGCAAUACCUGCAUACAGCCCCACGCCCAGGGCCAAGACGCAACCCACUGCCUUCGAGCCAGCAAGAGCGACCGUCCAUGAUGUCCCACGGGUUGGCAUUGCCGUGCCGGAUCUGGCGCGCUUCAUGAACAGUGUGCAAGGCUCGCUAUCAUCGCUGGGGCACAAGAUGGACGCCAUGGCCUCAAACCUUGGGUCGCUCCAUGUCCGUGUCAAGCGCCAAGAGACCCAGCUCAACGAGAUCCACGCGGCGUCGGGAUCUGCGACGAGCAGCGAAAGUCGCCUGGUCCUUGCACGUCUGCAAGAGCUCGAAGCCGAAAACGCGGCAUUGCGAGCGCGGUUGCUGCUUCACGAGAUCGAAGAAGUCGUGAGCACGAUCAAGACGCAGCGCGUGGCGUCGCACACGCACGUCAAGGGCCUGGGUCUCGACGUUGAUGGCUCGGCGCUGCCCAUUGGCUCGGGCCUCGUUGGCCAAGAGAAGGCGCGCGAGGCCGCGGGUAUUGUCGUCGAGCUCAUCAAGUCCAAGAAGAUGGCGGGCCGCGCGCUGCUCCUUGCGGGCGCGCCAGGCACGGGCAAGACGGCGCUUGCGCUUGGCAUCUCACAGGAGCUGGGGCCCAAGGUUCCGUUCUGCCCGAUGGUCGGGUCCGAAGUCUACUCGUCUGAGGUCAAGAAGACCGAGAUCCUCAUGGAGAACUUUCGCCGCGCAAUCGGCCUCCGCAUCAAGGAAAACAAGGAGGUUUACGAAGGCGAAGUGACCGAGAUCACGCCCGAAGAGACCGAAAACCCGCUCGGCGGCUACGGCAAGACCAUCUCGCACGUCAUCAUUGGCCUCAAGACGACCAAGGGCUCCAAGCAGCUUCGGUUGGACCCGAGCAUCUACGAAGCGCUGCAGAAGGAAAAGGUGUCGCCGGGGGACGUCAUCUACAUUGAAGCCAACAGCGGCUCGGUCAAGCGCGUUGGUCGUUCGGACGCGUAUGCGACCGAGUACGAUCUGGAAGCCGACGAGUACGUCCCGAUGCCGAAAGGCGACGUGCACAAGAAGAAGGAGAUCAUCCAGGACGUGACGCUGCACGACCUCGACAUUGCAAACGCCAAGCCGCAGGGCGGCCAGGACAUCAUGUCGAUGAUGGGCAACCUCAUGAAGCCCAAGAAGACGGAGAUCACCGAGAAGCUUCGCAGCGAGAUCAACAAGGUCGUUAACCGGUACAUUGACCAAGGCGUGGCCGAGCUCAUUCCGGGCGUCCUCUUUGUCGACGAAGUGCACAUGCUGGACAUUGAGUGCUUCACGUACCUCAACCGCGCACUCGAGUCGACGCUCGCGCCCAUCGUUGUGUUUGCUACCAACCGCGGUGUCUGCACAGUCCGCGGCACGGAGAUCUCGUCGCCGCACGGCGUACCGCUCGACUUGCUCGACCGCAUGCUCAUCAUCCGCACGAUGCCGUACUCGGUCGAAGAAAUGGUGCAAAUCGUGAGCAUUCGCGCUGAAGCCGAGAGCAUCCCGCUGGCCGACGAUGCGCUCGGUCGCCUUGGGGAGAUUGGCGCGCAGACGUCGCUACGCUACGUAGUGCAGCUUCUGACGCCGUCGCGCAUCAUGGCCGAGACACAGGGCCGCACCGACAUUACGGCCGACGACGUGGACGAGAUCCACGACCUCUUUGCCGACGCCAAGCGGUCGGCCAAGGCGCUCGCGGAAGGCGAGGGCUAUUUGUAUUAA